Messenger RNA from Suhomyces tanzawaensis NRRL Y-17324, 288 nucleotides. RefSeq lists its product as uncharacterized. The record is from RefSeq and is a predicted model, not a curated record. The coding region runs from base 1 to 288 and encodes 95 amino acids. Lineage: Eukaryota; Fungi; Ascomycota; Pichiomycetes; Serinales; Debaryomycetaceae. The transcript has 2 exons.
AUGCAAUUCCAACAAAUCGCCAUCGCUUUAACUGCUGCCACCGCUGUCUCCGCCGCCAACGCCUCCAACGGUUCUAACGGUUCUAACGGAUCCAACCACUCUUCUUCCUCCAACGCCGCCGGUGUCUCCAACGUCAACAUUGUUGGUGCCGCCGCCGCCGCUGCUGCUGGUGUUGCUUUUCACUCGUUGCCACCAGUCACCCGUAUCCAUGGUGGUUGUUGUGUCACCCCACCAGUUGCUGGCGACAGACCAUGUCGAGAAGUCUCACACCCUCUCGAUCCGGUUUAG